GUUCGCCUCCGACUCCCAGUUAUUGAGGUUUGCAUGUCAACAGUGUAUCAACGCCUGUGUGAGUCUCUGUUUACUUUACUUGUGGCUGUGAAGGAGGGAGAACUUGAAGACCUACAGGAAGAUUGACCUUUACUGUGAACAGACAUGGAAGGACUUGACUGAAAUGUAAAUGGUCCCACAGAAGAUGCUCUGAUGGAUGACAGCGGAACUCCUACAGAUAAUCUGCAGAUAGAGUCACAAGAUGGGUGUCAUCCCGGUGACGGCAGGGGAAGUAUAGUGACACGCUUGCCUUCUGCAUCGGAUGAAAAUGAAAAUCAACUGGAUGGGGACGGGCAGGAGCGUCUGAGCAGUGCUGCCAGCGCCAUGGGCAGACCUGACGUGCUCGCCCAGGACAGUCUCAACAAUAAUGACAACUGCCCCGCCAGCAAUGAGGUGGCUGCGUUCGAGAGCUCGGAGAACGCUCCUGGGGAAAGCCCCAGGGAUGGGCAGGCCCUCGUGGGAAAGGACAAAAAAGCACCCGGAAAAAGAAGCCCAAGAACCAAAAGAGGCCCAAUGAAGAAGAUACCGCAAGGACUUUCUUCAGGAGAUGCCACAGCUUUGAUGCAAGAAAAUGCACUCAGUGCGUCCACACCCGCUGUGAGCGAUGAAGAGUCUGCAGAAGUGAACGCUAACGAUCAACCGGAGGCCCCGAAGCAAGUUCUCCAGUAUCUGUUCUCACUCAUACGAGGGGAGGUUGAGCAGUUGGAUUCCAGGGCACUCCCCCUCUGCCUGCACCAGAUAGCAGAGUCCUAUUUCCGGGAGGAGGACUAUGAGAAAGCAAUGAAAUUCAUUCAGCUUGAACGACUGUAUCACGAGAAAUUGCUCGCAAAUCUCUCUGCCAUUCAAGAAGAGUGGGAAACAAAAUGGAAAACGGUACAACCACAUACAGUUACAACUCUAAGGAAUUCAGAAAAAGGAUUUAAUGGUGAAGAUUUUGAACGACUUACUAAGUUUUGCACAACACACCAAGAUCCUCUUUUCUCCAAACCUAAGAUAACAGCUGUAGAAAAGCCUCUGGGAAGGAAAUGCUUUACACAGUUAAUAGUUUCUGAGGACCCAAAGGACGGAGGAGCCACAGCCAAAGAACCGGAGAAUGAAAGUUGUCUUGGCCCGGAGCCAAGGGAAGAAAGCCGGCAUCCAGAGGGAACCCAGGAGAGCAGCCCCUGCUGUGGCCCGAUGGACGGGCAGGCCGAGCCCCCGAGCCUGCCGGUAACUGCAGGGAUGGGCCACACGGAGGAGCCGGUCCGCAGCGCCGAGGCCACGCGGGAGCUCCACGCCCAGCCCUGGCACUCGGCGGGGAGCCGGUCUGGGGACGCCUGGGAGGAUGACAGCCGCCAGCAGCUGCCUCAGACACAGGCGGGCCGAGAUGUGGCCUCAGUAGGAGGCCCCACCGCAGCCCCCACCGUGUCGCUCACCGGCGAGUCCGUGCUCGAGCCCUUGAUCUCAGCCGGCUCUGCCCUCUUAGCCCCUGCGCCCGCCCCCGAGGGACAGUAUUCCCAGGCUCAGAGAAAGGGACUCCGCUUGCCGCUGAAGGAUGCUUCGGAGGCGUGGCCUCCAGGCCGACUUGAGGACAGUGAAUUCAAUGAGCUGCGGCAACUUGAUCUCACAGACAGGGAUGGAAAAUCACUGCGGGGGCCUCCGGACCCAGAGCGCGCUGAGAGGGCGCUCCGCGAGAGUAAUCAAGAAUCCGACUUAAGUGCAGGGGGUCUGGAGGUGUGUAUGGCCCCCGAGGAGAGGGGGGGUGAGGAUGAGCGAGUCAAUAAAGAGACGGAAGACUAUUUGAACAGCCUGUUAGAAGGAUGCUUAAAAGAUGCUGAAGACUCCCUGUCGUGUCAAGACAACCAGGAGGAAGACUCGGACCUCCUUCCAGAUCUUUCUCCCGACGAAGCCUCCUACAGUCUGCAGGAGGAUCUGCCUUCGGACGAGAGCAGUCUUUCCCUUGACGAUCUCGCCAAAAGGAUAGAGAUUGCAGAGGUAGUCCCUGCGGAAGGACUGGUCUCUAUCUUAAAGAAGAGGAAUGAGGGUGUAGGAGACCAUCCUGCCCAGAUGCAGCAGAAACCAUCAAAACGGAGAGUGAGGUUCCAGGAGAUCGAUGAUGACUUGGAUCAAGAUGAAGUUGGAGGUGGUUCCUGUAUUUUACUGGUCCUGCUGUGCAUAGCAACGGUUUUCCUGAGUGUCGGAGGAACUGCAUUGUACUGCACUUUUGGUGACAUGGAGUCGCCCGUUUGUACAGACUUCGCGGACAACGUGGACUUCUAUUACACUAAACUACUGCAGGGAAUGGCGGAACUGAAACACUGGAUCUACCUCUCCUAGCGGCGCUCAAGAGGCACAGGCAUACUGGCAGUGAGAAUCAAAGAGAGAAACUUUCUAAACAGCGUUUAUUUUCAGAGUUCUGUAACAUGCAUCCCCUCCCCGCAGCAAGGAGCCCUGGACUUCCAGAAAUGGCAGCUCGAAAUGGUGAUCCAGAGGCGCUCUCAGAACAACCCUGAGGCACAGGGCGAUCCGAGCAUCGUGGAUGGAAGGAAUGGGCUUCGGAGAGCACGUCCACCUGCUCCGUGCUGCUUCCUAGUGUAGCGAGCUACGCCCAGCAGAACUUCAGGGGCGCUGGUAGAGCCCCACCAUUUUUAGCUGCCUCGUCAAGCUAAUGGUUAAAGGACACUUGGUUUACAUGUGUUGGUCCAAAGACAUCGCUUCCAGCCAUCACGCAAUAAGUUUGUGUAUAAUCAAAAGGAGUUACCUUAUGGUUUCAUUGUCUUUUUUUAAUUAGCUUUGGGAGCUGUGUAAUUUAGGCUUUGUGCAUUAUUUCCAGAUUCUUUUCUUCAUCUGUGAGAUGAUCAUGUGUGAGUGUGUGUGCGCACGCGCAUGCGUGCAUGUCUGUUUCAGACGGUUGUCAUAAGCAAAUACCUGACAUAGAAUAACAAAGAUGAUCUUCGUUUGAACCUGACUACAGAUGUGUGGGCACAGAUGGAAGGCUUAACUGUGGAACAGAUGAGUUGUAGAAAUCUCAGCCCCAAAAUCAGACACUGUGAUAGAUCUGGGACAAUUAAUUUGAUUAACUAGCCAGAAAUUAGUCACAGGCCUAGAGGUAAAGAGGAAAAACUAAAGAGCUCCCUCUAAGUCUCAGGCACCCGGCUUCAUCAUGGGUUCAGUGCUUCCUGAGGAAUGAGGAGUGCCAGACCCACUUCUCAGUAGGUGAGCACCUGUUAUUAGGUUCUGAGAAUCUAAGAACCAGAAUACAAAGAUCCAGAAGAUUUUAGUUCUUGCUCUAGAUGUUUUAAUUCUGGUCUUAUGUAAAAUAAACUCCUACUUUGGCAUAUGAAAUUAAAUCAUGGUAUAUAAUUCAGUAUUAACAAAUCACACAUUCAGAUGUUCGAAUGUGCAUUCAUAUCAUGGGCUUGAUUUAGAUCUUUUACGGGAUCAUUAAGCGAAAAUUCAAUCAUAUCUUAAAUAGGUAAGUGUCUGAUUUUUGUUUCACUCUGCCGGUUCAGUGGCAUUUCCUUUUCUAAGGUACAGUGGUCUAACAUUUAGAAAGCCUCACUUUGGCUUUUUAUAGCAUAGGCAGCCUUUUAACAGAAACAGAACACAUGAAUUCUAGUUUUUUAGCAAGUGACCAUUAUUUCAUGUUUUUUGUUAGGAUCGCUUGAAAGAAAAAGGGAGAAAUUACUUUCUAGUUGUUACUGGCUGGUACAGUACCUCCCUGUGUGUUUCUCUUAUUUAUUUAGAUUAUAUGAAUUUUAAAGGGCUUUUUAUAUAAGUUGGAAGUCUGUUGUUGAGCAUGCGUUCGGUUAUCCCGAUGCUAUGGAUUUAAUUGCUAUGUACUUAGUGUUUUGAUUUUCUACAAUUUCGGUUCAGUGUAUUUUUAGGUUUGUUCAUUUUUAAGUCGAUGUUUUAUUUUCACUUAUAAUACCGUUUGACUUGUCUCUAUCAUGUACCAUAAACUGUAAUAUUUUCAAGGAUUAUAGAUCAAAGAUAUUUAUUUAGAAGUGUACAAGAGACUAAAAUUUAGAUUCCUUAUACUUAAGGCUGAUUUUAUUAGAAGAUUAUUUUAAUGUUCUAUUAUAAAUUUUAAGAAUUUGUAUUCAGAUGGUAUGUAAACUAUGUAAAAUGUUGAUGGUACUAUCUCAUGUGGUUCUAGAAAAGACUUUCACCCAAGUCUGCCGUGCGGGGCAUCCCCAUCAGAGACAAACCUCUUCUGUUUAACCCUCGUGAUUUCUAGUUAUAGGAAUUUGGUGGUGGGGAUUUCUGCCAGUUUUAUGUCAAGAUAAAUCAGAAUUUCCCUCCUGUUCACCUCUUUUAGGUCACUAUCAAAGUCCUAAAUAAUCUGUAGCAUCACAUUUGCCUAAAGGCCACCAGGGCCACCUGUUUCUGAAGCUGAAGACCUCACACUGAGGCACAGGACUGAGACAGACCACCUGGUUCUAAGGGGCCCAUUUGGGUGUCAGACAAACCAUACGUGUCCUCACGCUUCCCAGGGAGUGAGGUGAGCUCAGGAAUGUCUUGGUAUCUUGACUUAAAAUGAGCAUGAAAUCUCAACUAGAAAAACUUAGGGCAACUUUAAAAAAAUGUAAUAGUCAUUUAUUGCAUGAAUUGGAGUAAUUCCAUCUGGUGAUUAAAAAAAAAGAAAUUGUUAUCUCACGCGUAAAAAAAUCAUCCGGUUUUACUACAAUGUAAUUUUUUCUGCCAUUUGAAAGUACUGACAAUUAUUUGUAACUAAUCUUCCCCAAAAACUGUAUUUGAGGGUAACAGAUCAAGCUUGUAAUUUAAAAUGACACCAACACAGCGUC
Molecule: messenger RNA, 4826 nt
Organism: Neogale vison (American mink)
Lineage: Eukaryota; Metazoa; Chordata; Mammalia; Carnivora; Mustelidae
Gene: CNST
Product: consortin, connexin sorting protein
Exons: 12
Coding region: 193-2355 (720 amino acids)
Biological process (GO): positive regulation of Golgi to plasma membrane protein transport
Cellular component (GO): trans-Golgi network; transport vesicle; plasma membrane
Molecular function (GO): connexin binding
Source: RefSeq, a predicted model, not a curated record